Naegleria lovaniensis is the source of this 2664-nucleotide messenger RNA. RefSeq lists its product as uncharacterized. Bases 1 to 2664 code for a protein of 887 amino acids. The record is from RefSeq and is a predicted model, not a curated record. The transcript has a single exon. Lineage: Eukaryota; Heterolobosea; Eutetramitea; Acrasida; Naegleriidae.
AUGAAUCAUGCCAAGCCACAAGAAGGACAAUUUGUGUUGGUCUUGUUGGAGGCGUUUGAACCGAAUGCCCUUCCGAGUUAUUUAAGGAAGAAGGAAUUAAAGAAGAUCUUGUUGGAGGAAGCAAAGAAAUUGAAAUUGGAUGAGCAAAAUCGGAAACGGAUGGAACUUGAAUUCUCGUCGGAUCUUGAUGAUCAUCAAGUAAAUGAUGAUGAACACCAAGAAUUGAAUGAUCCUCCUAAUGAGAAUUAUGAAUCCACUUUCUCUCCAUGGACCAUUCCUUCCACAAAAACUCAUGAAAAUUUGGAAUCAGCAGAGCCUCCUCCGAGCUCGCGAUUCCGAAGCCGAGAGCCUUCAUCGUUACAAAAAUCAUCAUCAGCAAAAAAUGUUUCUUUGGGACAAUCAUCCAGAUCGAGUUUGUUUGCAGCAAAAGGACGAUCACAUUCGUUCCGCAUUGUUGGAAGUAAUUAUUCAAAAAAGACAAAAAUUGAGUUGAAUUCUCCAACACUACUGAAUACAUCAUGCACCACCGAUAAUUUAACAAUUUCUCCCAUGUAUAAACUCAAUACCAAACCGUCCUCAUCAAAGCCUUCCACAAACACAAAAGAAAUUAAAUUAAAUACUUUCCUGACAGAAUUUGACAAUUCGGAUGAUCAUGAUCUAUUUACUUCGAUAGAAAAAUUGGAUUUAGCAUCAUUGGAAAAUUCGCCCAAGAAAGAAAAAACAAAUCAUUCCAAGAAAAUGGCAAAAUAUAUCAAACAGCGAGAGUACGACGAGUAUUUACAUUCAAAUUUACAACGACGAACUGACAUGUACACUAAUGGAGAAGAAAAACGAACUGCAACAUUUUCAAGAGCAAAAGCGAACACUUUAACCAAGGCACCUCCAAAACUUCCCAAGCUGGUCCACCGUAAUUUAUUUACUAGCCCAGUUUGUGGUGCAAUUUCUUUAGAGAGUGUAAAACCAAGCAAUUUAAAAGUUGGAAUUGUCAUUGAGUGUCGAGAAAAGGAAGUGGUAUUGAGUAUUAUUUAUAAGGAUGGGGUUUUCUUGCAUUAUUUUAAUGUGAGAGAAGCUGUGCCUUACAAUCGACUCGUUGUGCUCACACAGGACGAAUAUAAAAUUUUACUGGGAGAGGCAUGGAUGGAGAGAUUGGUUGACUUUGAAAUGGAAACAACAAAGGGCCAUGCCUAUUCAUUUACUCCUACUGGAGUUUCAGAUCAUAAGAGCAAAGAAUGGUUGUCAUUGAGAAAGAAAAUGAUGACUGCUCUCAACAAACUCAAGAAACGAAAGGGUAUUGACGAUGACACAUUUAUACACACGCCCACGUAUCAUGAUUUAAUGCAAGAACUUGAGGAGGGAAACGAAGACGUAUAUUUGGACACCUACCGAGACGUUCGACACGGCACACAACCACGAUCCAUGAAAGAAGACGACGAAGAGCGAGAAAAAAUAGUUGGGAAAUGGAAUGAAAGGCUGGGAAGCAUUCAUGCGCUCAAACUUAAUGAACAUGGACUCUUAUCUCAAAAACGAAAUACCACACUGAGAGACUUGAGUGAGAAUUUAUCCAACAAGAUGGGCCAACUUCUAGCCUAUGAAGAUACAAUAUUGUCAUCGAUACAGCCUUCAUUACAACAAGAUGGAUCAUCAAUACUUUCUCCAGAUGCAUCUAAAUUACGAAACAGUCUUAAAAAGACUCCUUUCAGAGCGACUAUGAGCUCUUCCAUGUUGAACUCAACCAUGAUGAGCGGAAACAAUGUUUCUACCAACAUGACAGCCAGCUUUUUAUCCCCAAGAACUCCACGCACGUUUUAUUUGGAGAAUUUAUCUGGAAAACUGCUGUCUGGCAAGGUUGUGUUUGUUGAUCCCAUUAGUCUCAUCAUGAACGUCAUUGUGACAUACCAUAACAGAAAGUCCUUACAUGAUCCUGUACUCUCUCCUAGAAUGGCAAACUCGCCCAGAUCUAAAACAUUCAAAGAACAGAGAUUAGAUCACCACGAAGAAUCGACAUCCUCCAUUAUGGUAUACCUCUAUUUGGACAAAAUAUCAUUCACAGUCGAAGAGGAGAAUACUGCUGCAACUGCCUAUGGACCCAUGACAUCUAAACUCAUUGGAAAGCAAGUAAUGGUCUACAUUCCCAUGACAACCACUGCUAUUACAAAAAAGAACGCUAAUGAAGUGAAUACUAUUGAUACUUCUUUACCUUGUGACAUGUGGCUCAUUUCUGAAGGAGACGAUUGCCUCAAAUCAAGUCAAAUCAUUAACAAGGAUAUUCUCACCAUCGAUUUGCCUGGGAAAAUAUGGAUAAACAAGUGGGCUGUUGAGCAAGGUUUAGCAGUACUGAAUAUCAAUAAUACAAGUGUGAGAAAUGAAGAGAGUAACAUUACGAGUAUUAACAAACCUCAUUUUGACCAACAAAUGAAAAUAUUGAAAGAAGCAGAAAACUUUGCAAAACAACACGAUGUUGGAAUUUGGGGAUUUAAAAACAUGCAACUAAAAAUGGAAAAAGAACAAGAGCGAAUUCAAAGAUGGAAAUUUAGAACAGGUCAAAGUGAUACCAAACCACGUGCGCCAACACCAGUCAGAGACCCAUUUCAAAAAGAAGGUGGAAGCUUAUUCAGAGAGGCAGAUCGAAAAAAUAUUUCCUAUCUCGAUUUUAAAGGGGACUAA